AUGGCAAGCAUCGAUGAGACGCUGCGGGAGGCUAUCGACCAGUACGUGGAUUCAGACUUGGUUACGGAUGAGUUAAAGGAGGUGACGUUGAAGAAAGUUUUGAAAGCCUUGGAUGCUAAACGCCUCGAGCUGCUGGACAUCGUCCUACACUUGGAGAAGGUGAUGAACGACGCCAGCAACCCGACAGGGCGCAGGCAUGCCAUCCAAUUCCUGGCAGAGUGUCUCAGAGACAUAGCAGAGCUCAAGAUGAACUUUAAGCAUGUGGAGACAUUUGCCAGCUUCUUCUCUUCCAAGCUGAGCGAUUGGCAAUGUGUGGAGGGUGCCAUUGGGGGAAUUCUGGUCUUGCUGCGGCGGCAGGGGGCCCUGGUGCGCACUCUGAAGAAAGAGUUGCCCGGUGGAGACGAAGAGUCACUCGCCCUGCACCUAGCGCGAUCAAUUUUCAAGGAGGUACAUACUCCUUCUCAUACACAGGCUGUGAGAAAAACCGUGCUCGACACAGCAAUCCUUCUGAUGGAUGAGUGGCACGCAGAUCUUGUGUUGCUUGGGCCGCAGCUUGGCGAGGGCGUAGCAGCGGCCAUCGAGGAAGAGCGGGAUCCGCGAAAUUUGCUAGUCUCCUUCACUAUUGUGAAGAAGGCCUUCGAGGACUUCCCGCCAGAGUGCGUGAGCAAUGAGACAUUAAUCUCGCUUUUCGAGACACUUUCCUCAUACUUUCCAAUCACGUUUGAGCCUCCGAAGGGCGACAAGAUUGGCAUCACUGGGGAAGACCUUAGGCAAGGCUUGUCUCAGGCGCUCUCUGCAACUGACCGCCUGGCAAAUUAUGUUGUGCCCUUCCUCCUGGACUCCAGCAAAGACAUUGAAGCCGACAGCGAUGCCACUGUGGAGCAGGCCAUGGGCACCCUACAAUUCUGUUUGGAGAGAUAUGGACAGCAGACCGCACAGAGGUACAUCAAGGAUAUCAUUGCCACUGCAAGGGAUCAGGUAUGUCGCACUAAGACGACAUGCAGCAAGGAGUUUUGCACUGCAGUCACCAAAGCACUGCAGAUUGCGAUGAAAGGCGUCCCUGCUGGUCUGCACCCUCACUGGCUCUCCAAGGAUGUAUCUCCAGAAUUGAAAGGGAUCGCCGAGGAUGCGGCCCUAGGCCGGAUGUCUUUGGCUUCUGAUGGCGCUAGGCAGCUUUUGCUUGCCAUGGCCGCGGCACAUAGAGUGAUGUUUGAAUGCAUAUGGCGGCCGUUGAUGGAUGCCGCGCUGGUCAAAUCAGACAACGCUGAGCAGACGUCGUUCAGCUUGGACAUGCUACAUUUCCUGGUGGAUCUGCUUCAGUUAAGACCACAGGGCAGCCUUGCCUCGAAGCAACUUCAGCCAGCGCUGGCUGCAUCUCUCGCAAGUCUCUUCUCUAUCCAUCCAUAUGAAUCGGGUGACGAUGAAGGGAUUGAAGGGGGAAGGAGCAGGCUUUUCAGCACCGCACUGGAGCUGGUGGGGCAGCUGUCAGUCAUGGUGGGUGAUGCCCAUUCUAGAGACGCAUUUGUCGCACUGAAAGACGCCCUGCUUGGUGGCGGGACAAAUGGAGAUGGAGGAGGUCACAGCACCUGGGCACAAGCGUGGCAUGCGGAGCUGUCCCUGAAAGCUGCGAGUGACCAGUGCGUGUCUGCCCUGGUUGCCGCGGUAUGCAAAAUUGUGGCUAGCCAGCCAAGCAGGGCAAGCGAGUUUGCCCAGUCUCUGCAAAGUGUUGCGAUGAACGCGUCUCCGUGGUUGGCAUAUGUACUUCCUAAGCUGCUGGCCUACACUGCGUUGAGCCUGGCAACAGCCAAGCAAGCCCAGCCAGAUGUCCAUGCAGGAGCCGAAGAACUCAGCAGCAAGCUGUUGCAGCGCGCAGCGGCAAUCUUCAAACAACAUGGAGCCAACGGUCACUUCGAGGUCUUGGGUGCAUUUGCUGACGCCUUGGAGGCUCCAGGUGAUGGCAGCACCUGGGCCUCUGGGCAGCUGGCACAUGCACUUGGGUUGCCUGACACGAUUCCGGAGCUUGUCGAGGGCCUGUCAACAGAUCUGGAGGGAGGAAAUCCGCCCACCAUCGACAUGGUCCUGAAUCGCGCUGAUGCGUCUCGGCGCUUCAUGCGUGUCCUUUGCCGGCACCUACCCGAGCAGCAGGCGACGGCCUUGCAGCGCCGUCUCUUGGAAUCCGUGGCGCUGAGCUCCUGCAACGUGCUAGCCAACUGCACUGCGCUGGUGCCUGGCGUGCUUCCGCAAGCUGCAGAGCAUAGCUGGAGCUUCUGUCGAAAGACAAUGCCUGCAGUGUGCCGCUGCGCUUCGGGAUCUGACCCUGAUCUCAGCUCACCAGCAGCAGAGGCUCUCGCUCUCCAGGCCCUGGAGUCAUUGGUUGAGUCUUGCCCGGAUGAGGAGGUUCCAUCGCUUCUUCAGAAUUUCCGGGACACCUUCGGGCAGCUUUUGCGAGGUCAUAGCACGGCGAAUGAUCGUGCCAGCCGUGGCGCCGCGACGUGCUGGGCCUCCGCUACAGCAGCGCUGCUGCGACGGCGUGGCAGUUGCUCUGAGCAGGCUGGCAGCUUCUUAGAAGCCCUUCUGCAAGCCUUGGACGAGGAAGCACCUGUGGGGCCGCAUGUUCCAGCUGCAUUCCGGGUUUUGGCGCCUGUAAAGGUGGACGCCGGCAAGACUGCUCGAGUGGCGCUGCCUCCGAUAGCUUUGCAACAGCUCUCGCGGACUGUUCUGCCAUCUCUUGUGUCCCGAGCAAAGGCGAUGGGUAGUGUUGCAUGGGCACGUCGAGCAGCCCUAGAAAGUGCCGUUACCCUGCUGGCGGCGCUUUCUGUUGAGGUUGCUUGCGUGGAUUGCAGUGAAGAGCUGAGGUGGUGCACGCUGACGGGGUUGAAGCGCUUGAAGGAGAGCGCUGCAGCUUCACAUGCUGAUCAGGCCUCCGCGUUUGCCGUGCAGGUCCUGCAGCUGCUGGUGCGUGCAAUCCAGCAUAGCCAGUCGUGGGUGGAGGACGAACUUCACUCUAUAGUUGGUCCACUCUGCGAGCUCUGCAGCAGCCACUGCAAACCCCUG
Symbiodinium pilosum is the source of this 3054-nucleotide messenger RNA. The record is from the annotation of a GenBank genome assembly. Lineage: Eukaryota; Dinophyceae; Suessiales; Symbiodiniaceae.